This is a messenger RNA of Paramecium pentaurelia, 922 nucleotides long. The record is from the annotation of a GenBank genome assembly. NCBI's taxonomy places the organism in Eukaryota, Ciliophora, Oligohymenophorea, Peniculida, Parameciidae.
AUGAUUAAUUAAAAUAAUUCUAAAACUCUUGUAUCAGUUAAUAUUAGUCAAACAAACAGGAGAGUUUAAUAAUUUGUUAAUUAAGAUUUAAAAAGAAUUUCAAGAAAGAGAAAGAAUUCUAACCUAAAAUAUCUUAAUGCAACUGAAAUAUCAAAAACAAUUUCAUCCUAAGAAUCAAUUUUCAAAGAAGAAAAUAAUAAUGAUGACAACAAAACCAUUAAUUAAAUAAUUGAGGAAGCUUAUUAAUUAAAAAGAAAACAAUUUAACUUAAAUUCUUCUUUAAAUAGCAGUAAAAUUUUACCAAAUGUUUAAACUUAACAAAAAUUACAAAAAUAAAUUCAAGAAAAAGACUAUUAUCAACUUUAAAAAUAAACAAGCAUUAGUAAAAUUCACUUAACUUAAAAUGAUGAUUCAAUUUUAAGCGAUACUAGUCAUAAAUUGAAAACACUUUCUAUUGUAUAACGUAAUCAAGCUAAAAUUAAAUUUUAAAAAAAUGAUCAUUCAAAACCUUCCCCUAAUUCGACUUUCAAAAGUAAAUUACCUUAAACUCAUUUAAAAAAUUAGAAAUAGGAAUAAAAUUUUCGAUUUCCUUUAAUUUGGUAAUAAUCAUCUAUUGCUAUACCUGAAUCUGAAAAAGCCAAAACUAAGGUUUGUUUCUAAAAAUUAAAUGAGUAAUUUGAAUAAUUGAAAAAUGAAAAAGUAUUGGAACCUUUCAUAAAGAAUCAAAAUUUAAAAGUAAAAUUAAUGACACAAUUAAUAAUUAGAAAUGAUAAACCAUAUUUUGUAGCUGAAAAUAAAGAUAAUAGUAAUUAUAUCUAUUAAUUUAGAAAAUCUUAUUGACAAUAUGAAAAAUGAGAAUACAAAUUCAUACAAGGACGAAUAUUUAAUAAUUAGUUCUGAAAAAAUUUUAGAAUAUAUAUGA